CGUCGUCUUCCCCAAUCUUCAUCUAAUCUAUAAAAUCCCCAAUCUUCAUUUACCUAAUCAACAAUCCCUCCCAACAAUUCUCCAAAAAAAAUUCUGCUCGCCUUCUCUAUUCAAGCAAUUCGUCGAACACUUGGCGUUCGAAAAACCUCUUCAAAAAUCAAUGACCGACCUAAAUCUCAAGGCGACGGAGCUCCGCCUCGGCUUGCCGGGAACCGACGCCGCCGAUGACGUAACCCCCCCUGUUUCGAACAAAAGAGCCUCGCCGGAGUUAUCCGCCGACGAGAGGGCAACCAAGGCCACCCCCAAGGCACAGAUUGUGGGAUGGCCGCCGGUGCGGUCGACGAUGAGGAAGAACAGCGGUCAGAAGAAGAGCGAGGCAGAUCAGCAGCAGGCAGGGAUGUUUGUGAAGGUGAGCAUGGAUGGAGCUCCAUAUCUGAGGAAGAUUGAUCUGAAAGUCUACAAAGGGUAUUCGGAGCUUCUAGAAGCACUCGAGGGGAUGUUCAAGUUGCCCAAAGGUGAAUAUUCAGAGAGGGAAGGGUAUAAAGGGUCAGAAUAUGCACCAGCUUAUGAAGAUAAAGAUGGAGACUUGAUGCUUGUUGGAGAUGUUCCUUGGGAAAUGUUUGUGUCGACUUGUAAGAGGCUGAGGAUUGUGAAAGGCCAGGAGGCUGCAAGAGGCUUGUUGUCUUGUGCCUUUUCUUGAUAUUUAUUUAUUUAUAUAUAUAUAUAUGAUUAAUUAUUAAUUAAUUAAUUAAUUUGUGACAAGAACAAGAUGAUGAUUAUUGGUAUAUGUUAUCAUCUUGCAGUUGCAAUGUUUUUAGUUCAUUGUUUUGUUUUGUUUUAAUUUUUUUUUUUGGACAGUUUGUUAUAUAUAUCCAGAAAGGGUUCUCAAAUAUUCAUCUGGCAAUGUCAUGUAAGAAGAAACUAUAUUAUUAUUAUUAUUAUUACUAUUCACCUUUUUAUUAUUAUUAUUUUUAUUUAUUUAUUUAUUCUUGAAAAAGAAAGUUAUUAGUAAUGUAAUACCAUUGCCAAUAUAGCAUGAGAGCCAUGGUGGCUUUCAGAUCUUGUGUUUUUUGCUUGUAAUAAAUCUCCAAAAUGUAUGUAUGCAUGUGAAUGAAUUCACUUCUUGUUA
Messenger RNA from Andrographis paniculata, 1129 nucleotides. RefSeq names its product auxin-induced protein 22D-like. Gene Ontology annotation, molecular function: protein binding. The transcript has 4 exons. Gene Ontology annotation, biological process: regulation of DNA-templated transcription. NCBI's taxonomy places the organism in Eukaryota, Viridiplantae, Streptophyta, Magnoliopsida, Lamiales, Acanthaceae. The record is from RefSeq and is a predicted model, not a curated record. Bases 161 to 700 code for a protein of 179 amino acids. Gene Ontology annotation, cellular component: nucleus.